Messenger RNA from Wallemia mellicola CBS 633.66, 1374 nucleotides. Its product is annotated as amine oxidase. The coding region runs from base 1 to 1374 and encodes 457 amino acids. The record is from RefSeq and is a predicted model, not a curated record. Gene Ontology annotation, molecular function: oxidoreductase activity. The transcript has 4 exons. Lineage: Eukaryota; Fungi; Basidiomycota; Wallemiomycetes; Wallemiales; Wallemiaceae.
AUGGGUCAUCCAAGCGAUAAUAUCAUUACGGACGCAAUAGUUAUCGGUUCCGGUUUUGCAGGCGCUAUUCUCGCUCGAAAGCUCGCAAAACAAGGUCGCUCAGUUAUUGUAAUAGAAUCCAGGGAGAGACUUGGUGGUAGAACCAACACUAUAAGACUUGGGGACCACGAUAUUGAUGCUGGAUGUUCAUUUAUACAUGGCUACUCAGACAGCCAUCCACUUGCUACACUCUCAAAGGAGCUCGCUGUUGACGUACAAAUAGCUGGUCCAAAAGAAAGUACCGACGUUGGUUCCGUCAUAAUCGGCAAACGUGGUCCAUUGGAUACUGGCUUACAGAAACAAAUACAAGACGCUUUGGGUAAAGCAGUAGACACCGCUAAAGCUAGCAAUGAGAAUAGACCAUUAGCUGAUGUUAUCGACGCAUCACUCAACGAGACUCUCCAAGGUGAGACACUCGCAAUAGCAAAGGAAUAUGUUGGCUCCUUAGACGCACCACUUGGUUUACCAGUCAACGAAAUCACUGACGUUAGUCGAUUUGGUUGGGAAAAAGGUUUAGAUGGUGUGGAUGCUGUUGUCACUCGCGGCUACUCACACCUCAUGUCUAGAAUCUGGGAAGAUGCCCUCGCCACUGACAAAGUCAGAAUUUAUUAUGACCAUAGAGUUGUCUCACUUUCCACAAAGGAUAAAGUGAAAAGCAUCAUAUCUACACAUCGCGGUCAAUUUGAAGCUAAAGUCGUCGUUUGUACAGUUCCAUUAGCAACCCUCCAGAAUCCAAAGACGGCUAUUGAAUUCCACCCAGAGUUGUCCAAAGAGAAACAAGAAGCUAUCAAAUCGACACCAGUAGGAUUGCUCGAGAAAUUGAUCUACACAUACGACGAUUACUGGUGGAGAUCAUCAUACAAGACUGGCGGUUUUGCUAUCUUGCCAACCAAGAAGAGCUUCACUUCCGCAAAGGAAAUCUUAGAGAGUCACGUAUUGAACGUCCAGACAUUCCCAAAUCAUCCAAGUUUGCUUAUAUUCUUGCCAGCUGGUGCAAUUCGCCUUCUGAAAUGCUACUCUCGCCAAGAAGUUGAAGAGGCUGGUGCAGAAGUUCUCGCUGAGAGACUUGGUGGUGUAAAGGCACGUAAAGCUUAUUCUACAAGCUGGUUGAAGGAACAAGAUACCAAUGGCGCAACUAGCACAUAUGCAUCACCAGAACAUCUCAAGGCACUUCAACAAGCUACAGAUGAUGACAGACUCGCUUUUGCUGGUGAGCACACUGAGAUUGACAACCAUGGUUCUGUCAAUGGAGCAGUCCUCAGCGGGUUGAGAGAAGCUGAGCGCGUAGAAAGAUAUUUACAGAAGAGAGCUAGUGAACCAUGGACAGGACACUAA